Messenger RNA from Maylandia zebra (zebra mbuna), 4309 nucleotides. Lineage: Eukaryota; Metazoa; Chordata; Actinopteri; Cichliformes; Cichlidae. The record is from RefSeq and is a predicted model, not a curated record.
CAGGGGGAACCUGCUUCCCUCUGCUCGCCUCUGGAUAACCACACGACCUGCAGCAGCCAAUCAGAUCCCUCUUGCAUAUAUUGACAUGGUAACAGAGGUCAGAGGGUUCACUGACCCACAGAUGGAGGAGUACUUCCUGAAGAGAUUCAGCAAUGAGAUGAAGGCCAGCAGGGUCAUCGCCCACAUAAAGACAUCACGAAGCCUCCACAUCAUGUGUUGCAUCCCAGUCUUCUGCUGGAUCACUGCUACAGUUCUGGAGGAUGUGCUGGAAACCAGAGAGGGUGGAAAGUUUACCCUGACCUUGACUGACAUGUACAUCCACUUCCUGGCGGUUCAGGCCAAAGUGAAGAAGGUCAAGUAUGAUGGAGGCGCUGAGACAGAUCCACACUGGAGUCCUGAGAGCAGGAAGAUGAUGGAGUCACUGGGAAAACUGGCUUUUGAUCAGCUGCAGAAAGGAAACCUGAACUUCUAUGAAUCAGACCUGACAGAGUGUGGCAUCGAUAUCAGAGCAGCCUCAGUUUACUCAGGAGUGUUCACACAGAUCUUUAAAGAGGAGAGAGGACUGUACCAGGACAAGGUGUUCUGCUUCAUCCAUCUGAGUGUUCAGGAGUUUCUGGCUGCUCUUCAUGUGCAUCUGACCUUCAUCAACUUUGGACUCAAUCUGCUGCAAGAGGAACAACAAACAACUUUUCAGAUACCUGAAACAAGAGACUCUGCAGUGAAACAUUUCUACCAGAGUGCUGUGGACAAGGCCUUACGGAGUCUAAAUGGACACCUAGACUUGUUCCUCCGCUUCCUCCUGGGUCUUUCACUGCAGACGAAUCAGACUCUCCUACAAGGCCUGCUGACACAGAAAGGAAGUAGCUCACAGACCAAUCAGGAAACAGUCCAGUACAUCAAGAAUAAGCUCAGUGAGAAUCUGACCGCAGAGAAAAGCAUCAAUCUGUUCCACUGCCUGAAUGAACUGGAUGAUCGUUCUCUAGAGGCUCUUCUGAGGCUGCUGCCCGUGGUCCAAGCCUCCAACAAAGCUCUAUUGAGUGGCUGUAACCUUUCCGAGAGAAGCUGUGAAGCUCUGUCCUCAGUUCUCAGAUCCCAGUCCUCUAAUGUGAGAGAGCUGAACCUGAACAAUAAUAACCUGCAAGAUUCAGGAGUGAAGUUUCUGUCUCUUGGAGUGGAGAUUCCACAUUGUAAACUGGAAUCUCUCAGACUUAGAGGUUGUAACCUUUCAGAAAGAAGUUGUGAAGCUUUGUCCCCAGUUCUCAAAACCGACUGCUAUAGUCUCAAAGAACUGGACCUGAGUGACAACAAUCUGCAGGACACAGGUGUGAAGCUUCUGUCGCUUGCAGCAAAGAGUCCACACUGUAAACUACGGACUCUAAGAGUGAGUCAUGGUAAUCUCACAGAGAGAAGUUGUGAAGCUCUGUCCUCGGUUCUCAACUGCCAGUCCUCUAGUCUGAUGGUGUUGGACCUGAGUAACAACAACCUGCAGGAUUCAGGCAUAAAGCUUCUGUCUGCUGGACUGAAGAGUCCACACUGUAAACUAGAAGUUCUUGUACUGAGUGACUGUGACCUCUCAGAAAGAAGUUGUGAAGAUCUGUCCACACUUUUCAGUUUGAACUCAUCUAGUCUGACUGAGCUGGACAUGAGUAGCAAUAACUUUCAGGAUACAGGAGUGAAGCAUCUCUGUAGUGCACUGCACAGUCCACACUGUACACUCAAAAGUCUCAGAUUAAGGAGCUGUAAUCUCUCAGAGAGAAGCUGUGAAGAUUUGUCCUCAGUUUUUAGCUCCCGGUCCUCUAGUCUGAGAGAGGUAGACCUGAGUAACAACAACCUACAGGAUUCAGGAGUGAAGCUUCUUUCUGUUGGCGUGAAGAGUUCAACUGAGAUGAAAACUCUCAGACUGAGUGGCUGUAAACUCUCUGAGAAAAGCUGUGAAGCUCUGUCCUCAGUUCUCACCUCCCAGCCCUCUAGUCUGAGAGAGCUGGACCUAAGUGACAAUGACCUGGGGGAUUCAGGAGUUAAGCUGCUGUCUUCCGGAGUGGAGAGUACACUCUGUAAACUGGAAAUUCUCACACUGUCAGGAUGUCUGAUCACAGAUCAGGGCUGUGAUUCUCUGGCUUCAGCUCUGGAGUCCAACCCCUCCUAUCUUAGAGAGCUGGACGUGAGCUACAAUCAUCCAGGAGACUCAGGAAUGAAGCUGCUCUUGGCUGGACUGAAGGAUCGAGGCUGGAAACUGGACACUCUCAGGUAUGGAGAGAAUGUCCAAUGGUUGAGACCAGGUCUGAGGAAGUAUUCCUGUCAACUCACAAUCGACACAAACACAGUGAACAGAGAACUCAAACUGUCUGACCACAACAGGAAGGUGACACGUGCGGAGGAGUAUCAGUCAUAUCCUGAUCAUCCAGACAGAUUUGAUUGGUAUCAGCUGCUGUGCAGAGAUGGUCUGACUGAUCGCUGUUACUGGGAGGUCGAGUGGAGAGGAAAUGUUGAUAUAUCAGUGAGUUACAGAAGAAUCAGAAGGAAAGGAGAGCUACUAGAUAUUAAUUACUGUUUGUUUGGGUGUAAUGAUCAGUCCUGGAGUCUGGAAUGCUCUGCUGGUGGUCCUCAUUGUGUCUGGCACAAUAACAAGCAAAUUCUUAUUCCCAUCUCCUCCUCCUCCUCCUCCUCUGUCUCUAACAGAGUAGCAGUGUAUGUGGACUGUCCUGCUGGCACUCUGUCCUUCUACAGAGUCUCCUCUGACACUCUGAUCCACCUCCACACCUUCAACACCACAUUCACUGAACCUCUUUAUCCUGGGUUUCGAUUAGGGUACAGCUACACUGGUUACCUCUUUUCUGGUUCCUCAGUGUCCCUGUGCUGAGUGGAGUGUAAAGAGUGUCCUCCUGUUAGAGAAACACUCUGACUGUUGAACAGAUAGUUCAGUCUGUUCAUGUCUGUCUCUUACGCUCAGAAACACGUUUUCAGAUUCAUGAAUUCAAUCAGUUGAUGUUUUAAACUGUUCUGAAUGAUUCCUUGUAAACUUCUUGCUCUUCAGUCUUUUAAAGAUGGAAGCUCCCAUUAUUCCAGGAUCCACAUGUUGUUUUCUGUCUUUUUCCACUCAAAGCUGAAUAUCAGUAUGUUGUGUUUCACUAAAGCUCAGUUCACAACCCUGCAUUUUCAACAAGUCUAAGCUCACUAUCAUGUAAUGAUUUUUCUUGAUUAUACUAGGUAUGGGUUAAUUUGCUUUAAGACAUGCUGCUUUACUCAAUUUAUACACAUGUCAACGUUUUAACUGAAAGUAGGUCUGAGAGGGUUGAUUUUCUGCAUGUCAAAGUUGCCCAUCAGUGUUGGUCAAGUUACUUGAAAAAUGUAAUUAGUUACUAAUUACUUGUCCAAGAAAGAGAAACAGUCUGACUGUUGAACUGACUGUUGACUGUUAAUCACAGAAGAAAUUUUCUUAACAUUUAAAUCUAUUUUCUGCAUAUUCCAGCAUAUAAAAUAAAAUAAUGUUUUGUUUUUACACUCACUGUUUCAAAUAGAUGUAAGUAAAACACAGCAAAAAAUAAAUAAAAUCAAAGAUUCGGCGGCACUAAGUCCUGUUGCUCUUAAAUCUAUUUUCACAUGGUGGAGGUUUGCCCGGUGCUGCAGCGGUCAUUUCAGUGGGGGGAUCCAGGGGUUUCUCUGUGAAUAUUCCUGUAGCAGCGUGCUAGCGUGCUUGCUCAGAUUUGAAGUUUAAUUUUUUGCUGUAGAAAGAACAGUGUACAGCAGAUGCUAAUGUGGAAGCCACCCGUAGGUAAUUGUGUUAUGAGACUUUGAGAUAUUUGUAGGCAUGUGAAAGCCGAAGGUGUGGUUUAGAAAUAAAAAUAAAAGACCAACAACAUCUGGAGGACGUCUGUCAGGUGUGCACCUGUAAAGAGUCGAUUCACUCUAAUCAGCCGAAGGUGGACUCUUGGUUGUUUGUUAGUCCCAAACGCUGCUGCAAGGCUCUUAACUAAGACAAGAAAAAGAGAGCACAUUACACCAGUGUUCAUUACACUGGCUUCCAGUACAUUUUAGAAUUCAUUUUAAAAUCUUGGUACUGACUUUUAAAGCUUUGAAUUGUGAUGCCACUGCCUACAUUUCUGAUCUUUUAGAACCCCACGCUCCCUCUUGCAGCCUGAGAUCAUCUAAUCAAAGGCUGUUGGUAAUCCCAUGAACUCGUUUUAAGACCAGAGGACAUAGAUCUUUUAGAGCGGUGGCCCCCAGGUUGUGGAAUGCUCUCCCUCCAUCAUUACGUUGCCUGGAUUGUAUUUAUUCUUUUAAAAAGCAGCUUAAGACUCAUUUAUUUAGA